AUGCUUGUAUGGAGAAAAAGAGAAGUUUGGGAAUUAAAAUGUAAGAUUUUUCGUAUUUCUUUGAUACGUGCUGUUUCUUCUUUUUGGUCUUGUUGUGUUAGCAAAAAUCCGGGUUUUAAAGGUGUAUUUUUAGUGAAUAUAGGACAAAAUAAAGAUAUAGAAUUAAAAAAAAGUGUUAAAGAAAGGAAAAUGGAGAAUAUAUCCAAAAAAAGUGUUUCUGAAGGAAUUUUAGAUGCUCAGGAAAUGAUAUAUGAAAAUAUAGAAAAAAUGGCACUUAGUGAAAAUAAUAAGAAGGUUAAAUGUGAAUUUAAUCUUAAAACACCAAAGGGAACAAAAGAUUGGGAUGGAAUGGAUAUGACAAUAAGAGAAAAUAUGUUUUUUAAGAUUAUGAAAAUAUUUAAGCGUCAUGGUGGAAUUGCAAUUGAUACACCAGUUUUUGAAUUACGCGAAAUUUUGGCUGGAAAAUAUGGUGAAGAUAGUAAACUCAUCUACGAUCUUCAAGAUCAAGGUGGGGAGCUUUGUUCCCUACGAUAUGAUUUAACGGUUCCUUUUGCACGAUAUCUUGCAAUGAAUCCCACGAUUCAACAUAUUAAGAGAUAUCAUAUUGCUAAGGUUUACCGUAGAGAUCAGCCUGCAAUCACUAAAGGGCGUAUGCGAGAAUUUUAUCAAUGUGACUUUGACAUUGCAGGAUGUUAUGAUUCAAUGUUGCCAGAUACAGAGAUUCUUAAGAUCCUUAUCGAAAUACUUGAAGAACUAAAUAUAAGUAAUUAUGUUAUUAAAUUAAAUCACCGUAAAAUUUUGGAUGGGAUUUUUGAUAUAUCUGGUGUUCCAAAUGACAAAUUUCGUAUUAUUUCUAGCGCAAUAGAUAAGUUAGACAAAUUGUCAUGGGACUCUGUAAAGAAAGAAAUGGUAGAAGAAAAAGGAUUAGAUAACUUAGUGGCUGAUAAAGUUGGUGAUUAUAUUAGAAAUAAAGGGGGUAAAGAUCUUUUGGAAAAGUUGAAAUCUGAUGAAUUGAUGGGAAAGCAUGCAAUCGCACUUGAAGGAAUAAAAGAUAUGGAGAUUUUAUAUAAAUAUUUAGAAUAUUUAGACAUUGAUUCUAAAGUUUUAUUUGAUUUGUCAUUGGCGCGUGGUCUUGAUUAUUAUACAGGGCUUAUAUAUGAAGCUGUUUUAGAACCAUGUGUUUUAUUUGAUCCUAGUUCUUUAAAAAGAAAAUCUAAUUUGAAUAAGGAUCAGGAAGAUUUUACAUGUAUUGGAUCAAUUGCGGCAGGAGGUAGAUAUGAUAAUUUAGUUGGGAUGUUUUCUUCAAAAAAAAAUGGAAUUCCUUGUGUUGGUGUUUCUAUUGGUGUUGAACGUAUUUUUUCAAUUUUAAAGUCUCGUUUUUUUGGAAGAAUUAUUAAAACUAAUAGUACAGAAGUUUAUGUUAUAGAACUUGGUGCUGGAAGUAAGUCUAAUAUGGUUAAAGAAAGGCUGCAAAUAUGCAAAGAAUUAUGGGACUCUGGAAUAAAUGCUCAAUUCUUAUACAAAACUAGACCAAAGCUUAGACAGCAAUUUGAAGCUGCUGAAAAAGAUAAUGUGCCAAUUGCCGUUAUUUUUGGCCAGGAGGAAAUUAUAAAUGACCAAAUUCGUAUUAAAAUUUUAGGAUUAGGUGAUCAGAGCAAUAAAGGCGAGCUUGUACAAAGAAAAGACAUGGUUCCCAAGAUCUUGAAUAUACUAAAAGAAUUAUCUCAUGACGAUUUAAAAAAUACUUUUAUUUAA
This is a messenger RNA of Pneumocystis jirovecii RU7, 1755 nucleotides long. RefSeq names its product histidine-tRNA ligase. Lineage: Eukaryota; Fungi; Ascomycota; Pneumocystomycetes; Pneumocystales; Pneumocystaceae. The record is from RefSeq and is a predicted model, not a curated record. Bases 1 to 1755 code for a protein of 584 amino acids. Gene Ontology annotation, molecular function: histidine-tRNA ligase activity; ATP binding. Gene Ontology annotation, cellular component: mitochondrion. Gene Ontology annotation, biological process: histidyl-tRNA aminoacylation; mitochondrial translation. The transcript is spliced from 8 exons.